Molecule: messenger RNA, 2172 nt
Organism: Rhineura floridana
Lineage: Eukaryota; Metazoa; Chordata; Lepidosauria; Squamata; Rhineuridae
Product: zinc finger MYM-type protein 1-like
Exons: 4
Coding region: 1-2172 (723 amino acids)
Source: RefSeq, a predicted model, not a curated record
AUGGACCUCUUAAAAAUUGCUGUUGGUCCCACCCCUACCUUAGAUGAUGACUUUAGCAGUCAGGGAUAUUCAAUCAUGCCACAUGGAGUGCAUAAAUCACCAAGGCCAAGUGGAUACCAGCAAAGGAAAGCAAAAGAGGCAAGAAAAAAAUCACUCAAGACACUAGCUGGAUCCAUGCUUCAGUAUGUCAAAAGACCGGAUGAUGGCGAGGGUACAUCAAAAGACACUGCUUGUCAAUCUCCAAUUGAAAAAGCUGAUUCUUCUGAUGCUAGCAUGCAUUCUGCAGAAGAGCAAGGAGUGGAAAUGGCAGAAUUUGAAGCAGAAGAACAAGGAGUGGAAAUGGAAGAAUUGGAAGCAGAAGAGAGUGCUGAAAGUGACUCUAGCCAUGAUACUGUAAAUGAGAUGAGUGACAUUAAGGAGAAAGAUUUGCAAAUGUUAUGUGAUGUUUCUUCCUGGGAGAUACCACUUCCAGAUCAUUUUUGGGUGGAAAUCAUCAAAAGGGGAAGUGCUUCUUUCCAGAACAAAGAUGGGCCUUUCAGUGUUGCGGCAAGGCAAGAUGCAAAAGCUAAGGGAGAUGUGCACCAGCUUUCAAAAGAGUGGUUUUACAAGAUGAUGCCAAAUGGCAAGAAAAUUCUGCGGUCAUGGAUGGCUUACUCACUCGUGAGCGAGAAUUUAUACUGUUUUUGCUGCCGACUGUUUGCCGUUAGUGCUACAGAUACGACAUCCAAAUUUGUGACUGGGUUUCAGAAGUGGUGGAAACUGAGCCUGAAAGUACAUAACCAUGAGACAUCCGAAGAGCACCUACAUUGCCUUGAAAAGUGGAAAACAUUGGCAGCAGGACUUAGGCUGCACAAAACCAUCGACAACGAAACUAUUGCUUUUACGGAAAUGGAGAAGAAAAAGUGGAGGGACAUCUUGCGCAGAUUGCUUGAUAUCACAUUGUUUCUUGCCAAGCAGAAUCUGGCAUUCCGUGGCCACAAGGAAGAUGAAUCUUCAUUGAAUAAAGGGAACUUUCUUGAGUUGGUUGAGAUGCUUUCAAAAUAUGAUCCAGUGCUGAAAGAGCACCUAAUGAGAUUAAAGCGGAGCACAUGUAAACUUAAAGUAUCUGUCUCGUAUCUUUCAGCAAAAACUCAGAAUGAGUUUGUAAGUGCCCUGGCAAAUCAUGUGAAGGAGAUGCUUGUCAUGGACAUAAAGUCUGCAAAGUACUUUGGGAUCAUGUUCGACAGCACACCUGACAUAUCACAUACUGACCAGAUGUCCGAAGUGAUCAGAUAUGUAAAAAUCAACAAUAGGAAAGUUGAAGUAAAAGAAGUAUUUCUAGGAUUUUUCCCUUUAAAGGGGAAAAAAGCUGCUGACCUCAGUUCUGACGGACUGGACAUAAUGAUGUGCCGCACUCAAGGUUACGAUAAUGCUGCCACUAUGGCUGGAAUCCAUGGAGGUGUACAAGCCAUUCUUAAGGGAAAGAACAAGAAAGCUAUUUUUAAUGGAUGUGUGGACCAUUCACUUAACUUGUGCGGUCAGCACUCUUUUGCUGAAAAUGCAUCGUGUGUGACAUUUUUUGGAACUCUUGAAAGAAUGUUUUCUUUCUUUGCUGCUUCCACCCAUCGAUGGGAUGUGUUAAUUGACCAUACUGGAGUGUCAGUGAAAAGACUAUCAACAACACACUGGAGUGCUCAUCAUGCUGCAGUUAAGCCAGUUAAAGAAAAGUUCGAUAAGUUUGUGGCGGCGAUUGAAGCUCUUUGUGAUCCACAUGAAAAUUUGGACACAAGAGGUGCAGCACAAGGUCUUUUGCCUGCUGUCUGUGACUUCACAUUUCUGUGCUACCUGUACUUCUGGUGUGAUGUACUUCAGGAAGUUAAUCUUACACAGCAGUACCUGCAGACUAAGGGCUUAACUCUCGACAAGGUGGUGACAAAGCUAGAGGCGCUAAGACUUUUUUUGCACGAGGAGCGCAGUCACCUAGUGGAGCAUGCAAUUGAACAGAUCAGAUCAAGAGCCAUCAAGGAAGUAGCAGCCAUGUUUGAGGCUGUUCAAGCGAAGAGUCUCAUAUCUGCCACUGCAGAAGAGUUAAAGAUGUCCAUUCCAAAACUGACCACUUUCUAUGAUGAGCAACUUCUCAGUUCCAGUGUUGUGAAUGCAGAUAAUUCGCAUGAUUACCAUCUUCUUCCGUGA